AAACCGGACUCCUAGAGACGAUGAGCUGUUUGUGGCCAGACUAGACGAGACCUUUAAGUACAGACCUUUGGAUCGCUCGGUCACGUGACUCGUUUCCUACAACCUGCCUGUCUUCUCCCAGCUGGCCGUCCGCUCCCUCCACCAAAAAAACAAACACAGAAUGGCACAGGCUCCUAUGUCAUGUGAUUGUUUUGUCUCCUUACCCCCUGGUUCUCGGGAUGACCAAGUGAUUUUUGGGAAGAACUCGGACCGUCCCCGGGAUGAGGUGCAGGAGGUGGUCUACCACCCUGCAGCCUCUCAUCCUCCAGGAUCCACGCUGGAGUGCACAUACAUCCAGAUCCCUCAGGUAGAGAAAACCUAUGCCGUCGUCCUCAGUAAACCUGCCUGGCUGUGGGGUGCUGAAAUGGGAGCUAAUAACCAAGGAGUGUGUAUUGGCAAUGAGGCAGUAUGGACACGAGAACCAGUGGUUCCUGGAGAAGCUUUGCUGGGGAUGGAUCUCGUCCGGCUUGGGCUGGAGCGUGGUGACAGUGCUUGGGCAGCACUGACUGUCAUCACUGGGCUCUUGGAGCAGCAUGGCCAGGGGGGGCAGUGCAAGGAGGACCCUGAACCCUUCAGCUACCACAACACCUUCCUCCUGGUGGACCGAAAUGAGGCUUGGGUGCUAGAAACUGCUGGGAGGCUCUGGGUGGCACAGAAAAUCUCAGAGGGUGUGAAGAACAUAUCCAAUCAACUUACCAUCCACACUGAGAUCUCAGCAGAACACCCUGAACUGCGGAGUGUGGCCAAGGCUCAGGGGUGGUGGGAUGGCCAGGGAGAGUUUAAUUUUUCUCAGGUGUUUAGUCCAGAAAACCCUCCUGCAAGGAUGGAUCUGGCCAAAAAGCGCUACAAGGGAGGCACAGAACUGCUCCAGCAGUACGAUGGCACAGUGACAGCAGAAGUAAUGAUGUCUAUUCUGAGAGAUAAACCCAGUGGCAUCUGUAUGGACUCUGGAGGAUUUUGCACCACAGGCAGCAUGGUGUCUGUACUGCCCAGAGACACUAGCCUUCCCUGCAUCCACUUCUUCACUGCCACCCCAGACCCAUCCAGGUCGAUAUUCAAGCCUUUUAUCUUCUCGGACUGUCCCAUCCCGGUCCCGAGAGUGGUCUCUCCACAGUUCGGACCAAAUGAUCCCGUCAGGAAGCAGCCACGCUUUCAGAGCCGGGUGGACCGCCGACAUGAUCUCUACAAGGCCCAUCAGGUGGCACUCAACACUAUGGAGACCAAACCGAAUGAAGGUUUAGCCAUCUACGAUAUCCUGAGGGAUCUGGAGUCGCAGUGUCUGAGUGAAAUCUCAGCAAUGCUCGGCGGAGAGAUACCUGGAGACGAACUGGGGGACCUGUUCUUUGAUUGUGUGGACACCGAGAUUAAGUUCUACCAGUGAGAAGUGCCCUCAGAUGGAAACCCUCAGCACUCAAAGCGUGGCGGGAGGAGGCCCUGGGAAUUGUGACAAAAUAUUUUUUUUAAAGUCCUGUGUUACUUCUUCUGGUCGGCCACAGCCUCACCUUAUGCAACCUGCAUUUCUGACCCCAUUCCAUCACUAACACAGACUAAGCUGCAAAUGCAAUCGGAGCAUAUUUAUCAUCUGUAUCACCCAGGGAGCAAUGACUGCACCUCGUUAGUGAGUAUACUGAUGUAGACUACACGGGCGCCUAUGUAGAGAUGUGUGAUUGUUGCACAAAUACUCUGAGUACAACAUUUCUUAAACAGUUUGUUUGCUGCACAUUAACAAGAACUCAUCUGGUUUGAAGGCUGCCCUUAGGGAGACAUCUAAUAAAGGAUGUGUAUAGCCUGUCCAAA
Molecule: messenger RNA, 1836 nt
Organism: Cyprinodon tularosa
Lineage: Eukaryota; Metazoa; Chordata; Actinopteri; Cyprinodontiformes; Cyprinodontidae
Gene: scrn2
Product: secernin 2
Exons: 9
Coding region: 161-1420 (419 amino acids)
Biological process (GO): proteolysis
Molecular function (GO): dipeptidase activity; cysteine-type exopeptidase activity
Source: RefSeq, a predicted model, not a curated record